AUGCCGAAAGACUCCUCCAAGUCGUCGCUGGACGCACUGCUCCCGGGCUACAACACCAAGCAGCAUUCGACUCCCAGCUCGCAGCUCUCCAAGUCCGAGUCGACCACACCAAACAGCAGCGAGCCUUCAGCUCCCCCCGAUGGCUCCAUGUCCCCCGAUGAAGAAGUGCAAUAUCUCACGAGACAGGUGUUCCAGAUCGCAUUGAAUAAGCCGCUGGAACCGUGGGUGCUAGAUCACGUCUCAUCUGCUUUUCAUGCCGACUUUGAUAACUUUCCGGCUUCACAGACAUGGGACGAACAUGUCGAGACCUUCCGUAACAUCUAUAGAACCAAUCCUGGCUACAUACCGGACAUCAUGAACGUGGUUGUGGAUGUCUCCGAGCACAACACGCAUGCCGAUGCCUUCAUGGUGAUUGAGACCAUCGGACGCCCAGGGAACGUGCGCAGACAUAGUACCGCCCGGCUGAAGUGGCGGCGGCGAGAUGGGCGAUGGGAAGUCUAUCACAUUCUAGGUGUGAGGACGCCGUUAGCCACGUUCGACAACAUCUGA
This is a messenger RNA of Zasmidium cellare ATCC 36951, 549 nucleotides long. RefSeq lists its product as uncharacterized. The coding region runs from base 1 to 549 and encodes 182 amino acids. The transcript has a single exon. The record is from RefSeq and is a predicted model, not a curated record. NCBI's taxonomy places the organism in Eukaryota, Fungi, Ascomycota, Dothideomycetes, Mycosphaerellales, Mycosphaerellaceae.